AUGGAAACUCAUGUUGCGCUGCUUCCAAGUGCUGGAAUGGGGCAUUUGAUGCCAUUUCUUCGCCUCGCUUCCAUGUUAGCUUCUCGUAAUUGUAAGGUCACUUUACUCACUGCCCAGCCUGCUGUCUCAGCCGCUGAAUCUAACCAUUUGAAUAGCUUCUUUACCGCUCAUCCACAUAUUCAACGCCUGGAUUUUCAUGUCCUUCCAAUACAGCCAUCGAAUCCUCACCAUGAUCCCUUUUUCCUUCAGUUUGAAGCUAUUAUUCGCUCUGUUCAUCUUCUCCCUCCUCUUCUAUCUUCUUUAUCCCCACCCAUCUCCGCUCUUUUUCUUGACAUUGCUGCUGCAACAUGUGUUGAUCAGCUUUCUGAUGACCCGUCACUGUCCAUAUCUUAUUACAUCUUAAGUACAACUUCUGCUAGAUUCUUUUCUCUUAUUAGCCACCUACCUCACUUGACACUUGAAGACCAUUCCAAAUACAGUAAUAAGAAACUGCAGCUUCCUGGUUUACCCCCAUUUUCAAUAUCGAAUAUUCCUCCUCCUUUGUUCAACCCAGAGAAUCUCUUCACCACCCAAUUGAUCUCAAACAGUCGAGCUAUCUCGAAAGUUAAAGGUAUUGUUUCCAACACGUUCCGUUGGUUUGAGUCAGAGACAAUUGAAGCCCUCAACAGUGGCAAUACCAGUAUUACUCUUCCACAAUUUCUACCCAUUGGACCUUUCAAGCCUUAUGAGGACGAUGGAAAAUGCUGUUCUCUUUCUUGGUUAGAUGAACAACCUGCCAAAUCAGUUGUAUAUGUUAGCUUUGGAAGCAGAACAGCAAUGUCAAAGGACCAAAUAAAAGAACUAGGAGAGGGGUUGUUGAAGACCACGCAAAAGUUCCUUUGGGUAUUAAAAUCCGUCAAAGUGGACAAAGUAGAAGAAACAGGACUAGAAGAAUUACUAGGAAGUUCACUCUUAGGGAGAAUUAAAGAGAAAAGACAGGGAAUGGUUGUUAAAGAAUGGGUGAAACAGGAAGAUAUUUUGGCACAUCCCGCCAUAGGAGGAUUCUUUAGUCACUGUGGAUGGAAUUCUCUAGUGGAAGCAGCUCAGAGAGGAAUGCCCAUGCUGGCUUGGACACUACACGGGGACCAAAGGUUUAACGCGGAAGUGGUGGAAAAGGCAGGGUUGGGGUUGUGGCCAAAAAAUUGGGGUUGGCUGGGCGAGAGAUUAGUAAAGUCGGAAGAGAUUGAGGAGAAGAUUGAAGACUUAAUGCAAGAUCACAAGUUGAGGUCAAUGGCUCAGAAGGUUGGCGAAGAGGCUAUACAGGCUUGGGAAAUUGGUGGUACAUCAGAAAAAGUUCUUGGACAAAUAAUUGAAAUGCUGACGCUCAAAGUUUGAAAGUUUUACAGAGCCACGAAAUGGAAAGUAACCAGUACUAAAGGUUGUUUGGAUGGUUGUUACCUAUUGUAUUGUAUUGUGUUGUGAGUUUAAAUACAAUGUUUGUUUUGAUCGUUAUUUUAAUUUUAUUGUAUCGUAUU
Lycium ferocissimum is the source of this 1514-nucleotide messenger RNA. RefSeq names its product UDP-glycosyltransferase 708C1-like. NCBI's taxonomy places the organism in Eukaryota, Viridiplantae, Streptophyta, Magnoliopsida, Solanales, Solanaceae. Gene Ontology annotation, molecular function: UDP-glycosyltransferase activity. Bases 1 to 1374 code for a protein of 457 amino acids. The transcript is spliced from 2 exons. The record is from RefSeq and is a predicted model, not a curated record.